Molecule: messenger RNA, 2724 nt
Organism: Gordionus sp. m RMFG-2023
Lineage: Eukaryota; Metazoa; Nematomorpha; Gordioida; Chordodea; Parachordodidae
Product: carnitine O-palmitoyltransferase 1, liver isoform-like
Exons: 22
Coding region: 187-2634 (815 amino acids)
Biological process (GO): carnitine metabolic process; fatty acid metabolic process
Cellular component (GO): mitochondrion
Molecular function (GO): carnitine O-palmitoyltransferase activity
Source: RefSeq, a predicted model, not a curated record
AAAUUUCAAAAAAUUUUCACAUGCAAAUCAAUAACAAAUAUAUCUUUUUGAAUUAUUACAUUUAUUAAAUACUCAAAAAUAUAUUAAAAUCAUCAAAUUACAUCACAUAUAAUCAUAUUUGAAAACAUUAAUUCAUAAUCAAAUCAGAAAAUUAUAAAUUCAAACAGUUUAAAAAUAUAACAAGAUAUGGCAGAAGCCCAUUCUGCAGUAGCCUUCUCAUUUUCUGUAACAGAUAAUGGCAUAGAUUUUGACAUUAAUUGGGAUGCCUGGAAAGGAGUAUGGUACACUAGCUAUAGAUCUUGGAGAAAGAAGAUAUCACGAUUUAGGAGUAUAUUUUGGACUGGGUUUUUUCCCGUGGCCUUAACGUCUUGGCCCAUAUUUUUGAUAUUGGUGGCCAUUUUGAAGCGUUUCAAAUUUACGGGGGAAUGGCAUUACGCGGAAAGAUUUAGAUCUUAUCUUCCACUCUGGCCGAGUAUCAUAGUGGACUGGUUAUGUUGCGUGGUGGUAGCUAUGCUCAUAUGGUUCGCUUUCGUGACGGCGAGCCAGUACGCCCUCCGGGUAUUGUUAUUGUAUCAAAGAUGGAUAUUCGAGCCGUUUGGAAAGCCUACUCUCCCCACCAAAAUUUGGGCGGUAUUCGUUAAAGUGCUGAUUGGUUCUAGACCAUUGCUGUAUGGCUUGCAACAUUGUCUGCCACGGUUACCGGUGCCUAGAUUACAUUCAACUAUGGAGAGGUAUUUGAAAACCGUGAAACCCUUACUGCCGCCCGAACAAUACGCUGAGAUGAGUAAACUGGCUAGCGAGUUUGAAUCGACCAUAGGUCCCAAACUACAGAGAUAUUUGAUACUCAAAUCCUGGUGGUUCACUAAUUACGUAUCUGAUUGGUGGGAAGAAUACGUUUACCUCAGCGGCAGAUCUCCAAUUAUGGUCAAUAGCAAUUAUUAUGCCAUGGAUACCCUCAUGUUCAAAGCUACGAAUGUCCAAGCAGCUCGGGCGGCUAAUUGCAUUCACGCACUAUUCAAAUUUCGUCGAUUGAUUUAUUAUCAAACCCUGAAACCUAUUAUGUUCCAAGGGUCAGUGCCAUUAUGCUCACACCAAUACGAAAGAAUGUUCAAUACUACCAGAGUACCUGGAAUCGAUUCAGAUAAGAUUCAACAUCACGAUGAUAGUCAGCACGUUGUGGUUUACCAUAAGGGCAGAUUUUUCAAACUAUUGAUUUACAAUAAGGGGCAUUUGAUGGAACCUUGCGAAAUCGAAAUUCAAAUACAAUCGGUUCUCGAUGACCAAACGCCACCCGCUCCCGGGGAAAAAGAUAUUCCAGCUUUAACAGCCGGAGAAAGGAAACCAUGGGCUAUAGCGCGCAAACAAUUUUUCCAUACUGGCGUGAAUCGGGCAUCGCUGGAAUGCAUCGAAAGAGCGGCUUUCUUUGUUACCUUGGACGAUGAGGAACAAUGCAACGAUCCGGAGAAUCCCGCAAAAUUGGACGCGUACGCUGGCUCUCUCUUGCACGGGAAAGGUAACGACCGAUGGUUCGAUAAAUCGUUUACCCUCGUGGUGUUCAAGAAUGCUAGGAUCGGUUUCAACGCUGAACAUAGCUGGGCGGACGCUCCUAUAAUGGCUCACCUGGUGGUCGAAAUGCUGACUAUGGAUCACUCGAUGGGAUACACCGAAAACGGUCAUUGUAAAUCAACAACAAAAAACUUGUUAGUACCUCUACCCGCUAAAUUGGGUUGGAAUCUUAAACCGGAAUGUAAGGAAGUGAUAGAAAACCAGUUCAAAAUCGCGACUUCUUUACUCGAAGAUGUCGACAUUACCCUCCUGACCCACGAUAAGUAUGGCAAAGGUUUCAUCAAAGGAACUCGUUGCAGUCCCGAUGCGUACCUUCAAAUGGCUCUUCAAUUGGCUUAUUACAAAGACAAAGGCAAAUUCGACUUAACUUACGAGGCCUCUAUGACUAGACUUUUCCGCGAGGGGAGAACGGAGACAGUAAGGACAGUGUCGGAAAAGUCUUGCGCCUGGGUCAAGUCCAUGUUGGACCCGACAUGCAACAAUUUUGACCGCGUAAACUUGCUCAAGGCGGCCUGCCAGGCCCACGUCCUAUCCUACAAAUGGGCCAUGACUGGAAACGGGAUAGAUCGGCACCUUUUCUGUCUCUACGUCGUCUCCAAGUAUUUGGAGAAGAAAAAUCAGAAGAAUUCUCUAGAAAGUAUCACUACUUCUUCAUCGAAAGAUUCUAAAACCGAAGUCACGAAUUUAAUGAAAUCUUCUCCUUUCCUUAAAAGAGUUCUCAGUGAACCCUGGAGACUAUCUACUAGUCAAACGACUCAUUUAUCCGCCGAAAAAUUAGACAUCGAAUCACAUAAACACCUUAUAUCGGCCGGGGGCGGAUUCGGACCGGUUGCUGACGAUGGAUACGGAGUGUCAUAUAUAAUAGCCGGGGAAAAUAGAAUCUAUUUUCACAUAUCCAGCAAAAAGAGUUCACCUGCAACGAAUUCUGUAAGGUUCAAAAAUCAUAUUUUGCAAGCCCUGUCCGAUAUGCAAAACCUGUUGAAACCCGAUAAUGCCGGAACUGUAUCGCCCACCAAAACCGCUACAACUAGUGAUACGAAAUUGCCCAAUGCCAAUGGGAAGACUUGAAAAGGAAGUCAUCCCAUUUAUUUAUAUUUCGGAAUAAAUUUAAAAAAAUAAUAAUACCAAAAUUCUUACAAAAAAAUGUUUGAAACAUUU